Messenger RNA from Camelina sativa (false flax), 3030 nucleotides. RefSeq names its product sucrose transport protein SUC8-like. Gene Ontology annotation, biological process: sucrose transport. The record is from RefSeq and is a predicted model, not a curated record. Gene Ontology annotation, cellular component: plasma membrane; vacuole. Gene Ontology annotation, molecular function: sucrose:proton symporter activity. NCBI's taxonomy places the organism in Eukaryota, Viridiplantae, Streptophyta, Magnoliopsida, Brassicales, Brassicaceae.
CCACAAAUCCAAAAUUUUCAUUAAAUCUAGUGAGAGAAAAAAAAAAAUUACAGUAUGAAGAAGUCCCAAACGCAAACGCAGUUAUCCUCUUCACCGCUGAAACAAACGAUUGCGGUUGCGUCUAUCGCCGCAGGUAUUCAAUUCGGUUGGGCCUUACAACUCUCACUUUUAACUCCUUACGUUCAGCUUUUAGGCAUACCUCAUAAAUGGGCCUCACUGAUCUGGCUAUGCGGCCCAAUUUCGGGUAUGUUAGUCCAGCCCAUUGUUGGUUACCACAGCGAUCGCUGCGAAUCGCGUUUUGGUCGCCGUCGUCCUUUUAUAGCCGCCGGAGCAUUACUCGUCGCUAUCGCCGUCGUUCUGAUCGGUUACGCCGCCGAUAUCGGUGAGAUUUUAGGAGAUCGAGUUGAUUUAACGCCUAAACCACACGCAAUUGCUGUUUUCGCCGUCGGGUUUUGGAUUCUCGAUGUUGCUAACAACAUGCUUCAAGGACCUUGUCGAGCUUUGCUUGCGGAUCUCUCAGGUAACAGCGCGAAGAAGACGAGAACUGCGAACUCUCUCUUCUCUUUCUUCAUGGCCGUCGGAAAUGUACUCGGAUUCGCCGCCGGAGCUUUCGCUCAUCUCCACGACGCGUUUCCGUUCACGAUGACGGAAGCUUGCGAUGUCUACUGCGCGAAUCUCAAGAGCUGUUUCUUCUUCUCGAUUCUGAUUCUGAUGAGUCUAACGACGUUCGCGCUCUGGUACGUCGAUGAGAAACGGUGGUCGUCGACGGAGACGGUGACGGAAGUUAACGGCGGAGAAGAAGAUGGUGAGAUAAAGGAGGAAGUAACGGCGCCGUUAAAAGUUGUUAGAGUUCCGUUAUUCGGGGAGUUAUUCAGUGCGGUGAAGGAUAUGAAAAGACCGAUGGUGAUGUUGCUUUUGGUGACGUGUCUUAAUUGGAUUGCUUGGUUUCCUUUUCUUUUGUUUGAUACUGAUUGGAUGGGGAGAGAAGUGUACGGUGGUAACUCGGUGGGUAACGUUGACGAUAAGGCUCGGCGCGUGUAUAACAAGGGAGUACAUACCGGCGCGUUCGGGUUGAUGUUGAACUCGGUGGUUCUUGGAGUCACUUCGCUUGGGUUAGAGUGGUUGGCUCGUGGGGUUGGUGGUGUGAAACGGUUGUGGGGAGUUGUGAAUUUCAUUUUAGCGUUCUGUUUGGGGAUGACUGUUUUAAUUACUAAGGUGGCUGAAUCGAACCGUCGUGGAUCCGCCGUGUUAGAGACGGUGGUUAGUUCUUCUCCGCCGGUUGGUGUUAAAAUUGGAGCUUUGGCGUUAUUUGCUCUUCUCGGUGUACCUCUAGCUAUAACUUACAGCAUUCCUUUCGCAUUAGCAUCUAUAUUUUCUUCUUCUUCUGGUGCUGGCCAAGGAUUGUCGUUGGGGGUUUUAAAUCUUGCAAUAGUUGUACCACAGAUGGUGGUGUCGGUGGGAGCAGGACCGUUUGAUGAGAUGUUCGGAGGAGGAAACAUUCCGGGGUUUGUGUUGGCGGCGGUGGCUGCGGCCGUGAGUGGAGUUUUAGCGCUCACUGUGCUUCCUUCUCCACCGCCGGAAGCUGAUGUUCUCAAAGUUUCCACCGUGGGAGGACAUUAACUUGUUAGUUUUUUUAUCUCUAUUUUUCUGUUUAGUGUUUUUACCACAAAGAGAAACAAAGGUGGAAAGAGGAGAAGUUAGUGUAGAAACAUUAUAACUUCUGUUUCUUGACACAUGUAAAAUGCACUCGGAACGACUGUCAUUUUCACAUCAAUAGCAAUUUAAUGUACUUUUUAGAUAAGACAAAACAUGCAUGCAUGUUCUUAAUUUGGCAUGCAUCAUGUGAAUUGUUGCAUGGAAGUUGACUUUGUAGAUUAAUGGUUUGUGUGGAUAACGUUUUCAUAGUAGUCGUUGACACUUUCAACCAACCCGGCGGUGCCACGACGGUUCGAUUCAGCCACCUUAGUAAUUAAAACAUAAGGUGUUGCAUGGAACAAGAGUUAAGAGCAAGUUCAACGGUGAUUUUAAAGGGAUUGUAAAGAGAUGCUUGACAUUAAAAAUAAAUCAAAAUACAUUAUAAAUGUUAAAAUCGAUCCUAAGUUAAGCAUUUUUAGGAACAUUAAGCAUCUCAUAUGUGUUGGUUUCUGAUUGGUUGCUGAAAAUAACAAAAGAAAAAAAUAGAAUUCUCGACCGAAGCUUUUUUCUUCCUCUCUUGAGGACGGCAAUGGAUGUAACCAAGUCGUGCCCCAGAAAGAAGCUCAGUCGAAACCUAGCUAACGGUGCGGCUGAUUGGGAAGUGUCUUUUGCGAAUGUUGCUGCAAAGAUGGAUCCUUCAGAUCUAACGGAUUUCCUGGACAAAUUGCCGGUACAUGCAAUCCUUCUCAAUCUCUCAUCUUUUUAAUCAAUCAAAAUUUCCCAAUUUUUUUGGUUUGGUUUGUUAAUUUCCCAAUAGGACAAGUAUCCGCCUGUGCCCAUAUGUCUCGGCUAACGAGAUUUCUCGAUUACUAUGACACUGCACUUUCCGGAGUAUCAUGUCCAUGGCGUGAGAUUUUCAAGGAGUCUAAUUUGGCCAGGCUGAUCAAUAGAACUGUAGAAUCUCCAUCUUCAGCUUCAGUUUCCUGCAAGCCCAAAACCUGUGAAAGAAUCUGGAAAUGUCCACCAUGAUAAAGUUAGUAGAGAUGGUAAACACAACAAUAGUGGAUAGAAGCCAUCUGUGAAAUGGAAUGAUGUUGCUGGACUUGAUGGAGCUAAACAAGCUUUACUGCAGAUGGUGAUACUACCGAGAGUACUCUUCGUAAAAUGACUUAUAGCUGGACUUGAUGGAACUAAACAAGCUUUAUUUUGUAGGAUGCCGUCUCUCAUACAAAUGUCAAAACCUUGCAACUGCAGCAGCGAGACAUUCUCUGCUCUCCAGGAUCAUAUAAAGCUUGCUCUCAAGUCUUCAGGAUCUUAUACAUUUCUAACUUGUUGUUCUGUUUUUUUUCUUUCAGGUUUUGGAUGAUGUUUAUAUCAAUCAAUGAUGGCUUUGUA